Labrus mixtus (cuckoo wrasse) is the source of this 2754-nucleotide messenger RNA. RefSeq names its product STIP1 homology and U-Box containing protein 1 (gene stub1). NCBI's taxonomy places the organism in Eukaryota, Metazoa, Chordata, Actinopteri, Labriformes, Labridae. Gene Ontology annotation, biological process: positive regulation of proteolysis; cellular response to misfolded protein; protein quality control for misfolded or incompletely synthesized proteins. Bases 254 to 1108 code for a protein of 284 amino acids. The record is from RefSeq and is a predicted model, not a curated record. The transcript has 8 exons. Gene Ontology annotation, cellular component: Z disc; cytoplasm. Gene Ontology annotation, molecular function: protein-folding chaperone binding; ubiquitin protein ligase activity.
UUUCGGUUUCCGUCGCCGGCGCGUAGACGUAUGACGUCAGCAUAACAACAACCUGUCAUGACAGCUCGUAUGAGAAAAAAAAUAUAGAGUAAAAUUUGAUAUAUAAAUCAUACAAAACUGUAAAACCUGGAUGCAAGAUUCCUUAUACACGGAGGGACAGGGCAUUCUUGAACCUGUCAGCUAGCCAGCCGAAGAGACGGGGAACAGGAUAGGGAAGCAGGCCGAGGCGGGCCCCGCGGAGCCGGCGGAGAAGAUGGCCGGCAGCCCGGAGAAGAGUUCCACCGCGCAGGAGCUGAAGGAGCAGGGGAACAGACUGUUUCUGUGCCGCAAGUACCAGGAGGCUGCUACAUGCUACAGUAAAGCUAUUAACCGUAAUCCGUCUGUGGCGGUGUACUACACAAACAGGGCUCUCUGCCAUGUGAAGCUGCAGCAGCAUGACAAGGCUCUGGCAGAUUGUAAGCAUGCACUGGAGCUGGACAGCCAGUCAGUAAAGGCCCAUUUCUUCUUGGGCCAGUGUCACUUGGAGCUGGAGAACUACGAUGAGGCAAUAGGCAACCUGCAGAAAGCUUAUAAUCUGGCAAAGGAACAGAGGCUGAACUUCGGAGACGACAUCCCCAGCGCCUUGCGCAUUGCAAAGAAAAAACGUUGGAAUAGUAUCGAGGAGAAGCGCAUCAACCAGGAGAACGAGUUACACGCCUAUCUAACCAAACUGAUCCUGGCUGAGAAGGAAAGAGAACAAGAGGAAUACAAAGAGAAACAGGACGACAAUCAAAAUGGAGGCGAUGUGGCUAAAAUAGCUUCUAAACAUGACAAGUAUCUGAUGGACAUGGAUGAGCUCUUCUCUCAAGUGGAUGAGAAAAGAAAAAAGCGAGAGAUCCCAGAUUACCUGUGUGGGAAGAUCAGUUUUGAGCUGAUGAGGGAGCCCUGCAUCACACCAAGUGGAAUCACUUACGAUCGCAAGGACAUUGAAGAGCACCUACAGCGAGUGGGUCACUUUGACCCGGUCACCAGGAGUCCUCUGACCCAGGACCAGCUGAUCCCAAACCUGGCCAUGAAGGAAGUAAUCGAUGCCUUUAUCCAGGAGAACGGCUGGGUGGAGGACUACUAAAGGGACCCCCCGCCUCCCCUCUCUCCGUCAUACCCCCCUCAAAACAAAGACUGGACAACACAAGACUUUAGAGAACAGAUCACCCUCUUGCCUGGAUAAGAACUUUACACAGCAGUCAAAGCCACAUUAAGGACUACCAGACGAGAGCCAUAUUUCCCUGUCCGCCUCCUCCUCCCCACAUUUUAUCUUUGCUGUAAAACUUCUCGCUCCAAUCUUCUGAGGCUUGAUGUUUCAGGCUUGCUUCUCCCUUUAAAGCCCUCCUUCAUUCUGCUCUUUCUCUACUUUCUCUCUACGAUCACUUCAUGUCAUUACAUCUCUAGGCUUGACUCCUUUCUUUAGUCAAAAUAAGGGGCCAUGUUCUCAGGUCUCACUCCCUCCCUCUCUCUCUCUCUUUCUCUGAGUGCCACAAUCCUUUUACAGCAUCAGCAUUGCACUCCAGUCUUUCACAGAAACCACCAAUAUUUAAAAAAAAGACAUAGGGUGGUUUGACUUAUUAAGAUAUUGGCCUUUUAUUUGGCAUUUACUACAGUAUUUCUUGAUCUUUUUUUUUUCCAUUCAUCCUCCACUUGUUGAUGUAUAUUUGCUGAAGUGGAAUCUAAAAUGCCAAAAACCUGUUCUCAUGAGGUUGACCAGUUUGUAUGCAAGUUUUACAUCAUGAUACAUGAGGAGUAGUUCUAGAGGAUUAGGUCCCUUCUCCCCACCUGACACCAUACUGUAAGGUUUUCAGUAGAUUGUAAAGGUUUUUCUUCUUCUUUGCAUAUCAAUCCCAACCCCAUUACAGACAAUUGAAAUGAGUUGAAUGUAUGAACAAUGUACUCUUUAGGUUUGACCUGCGGUAAUUCAAAAUGUGUUGUUUUUUUUAUCAGGACAAUGAACUAAGGUUUUCAUGAAAAGCGGCCUUGAACUCUUUACAAAAAAAAAGGAAUGGAAACAACAGCUGCAUACAAAUAUAACAUAAAUAUAAACAAAACAAUGACUGCUCACUAAGAAGAACUAACAGUUUUCACAUUGCUGGAUAUUAAUGGAUAGUGUUGAAAUGUUUGACUUUUGGUGGAUGACAUCAAUCGCUCUGGUUGAUGUGUAAAUGAUCUGUGCUGUCUGUGUCGGUCAUAAAGAAAUGUGUUUGGGCGUUGUGUUUGGCUCGUGCUGUUUGCCUGGAAUGACAUCAGAUCAGAUCAUCAAGCAUGACCUUCAGUUUAUUUUCCUUUUUUAGAGGCAAGAAAAUGUCUGUUUUUUCUUGUUGCCUUUUUGCUGUUAAUCUGACACACUUUCUCUCCACCUGUAACAGAAUACGGUUAGAGCAGCGUACACAAAUCAAUCCUCCGUUUGAAAUGCUGGAAGAGUUACGACCAUCGGAUCUCAUUCAUACCUCAAUCCAAGCUCAUUUUCAGUUCAGCACUAUCAGUUUACCUGUUUUCCAGCUGAAUGUGCGUCUGUGGUGAUUUAGGCCUGUGGGUGUUGUGUGUCGGCGUGCAGGCUCUGUAAAUACGUUGCUUGUGUAUCUCAGAUUUUAUUUCUUGACAACAUAGGUUUCUUGUUUACUGGAGAAAUCCUAGAGCUUGACAAACUGUAUUAAAUGUAGAUAUGUUGAUAACAUGAAUGCCUGGUUCUGUUUUCAUUUGUCCCCAUUAAACCGUGACCUCUGA